Molecule: messenger RNA, 884 nt
Organism: Vitrella brassicaformis
Lineage: Eukaryota; Vitrellaceae
Source: the annotation of a GenBank genome assembly
CAUUCUUGAAAAAGAAAUAUUCGUAAGUCGCACUGCACGCCGGAAUCAAUCCCUUUGCAUGUGCAGCCAGCGUGGUCUCCACCUUUCGAGUCUCAAUAGUGAAUCACUUAAAGGAGUUUGCACCUAGCGUCUUUGGCGAUGAUGCACUCGCCAAUGAUGCUUUUCGGGCCUUGUGCAGUGUAGGCCUCACGCACCAGCAUGGACGUCUUGCCCUCUGGCGCAAUAUAGACCUGGAUGCCCCCGUGGAGGAAGGAGCCGCUAGAGGAGAUGCCGAGGCCCGCCAUCUCAUUCUCGAUUUCACCGGCAUCAUUCUCGGUCACGUAGCCAGAUUCGUCGCAGAUGUAGACGAUCCAGUGCUCGCGGACUGUCACACCCCAGCCCUUGGGCAUGGCCAGCGCUGCAAUACACGUGUAUCAGGACACGCAGACGCUUACGUCGAAGGCAGAACUUUGCUUCGGGUGGGUCUUUGUAGCAGGGAAUCUUCCACUCAGGAUUGGAGAGCACUUCUGGCCACCCGAGGCUGCCUGUGCCGAUCGUUGCUAGGUGAUACAUCGGCUGGCAAUCUGCAUGGACACAAUCAAUGCAUCACCAGCCCCCGAUCGCAGAGUCAGACUCUCUGGCUUGCUGCGAGGCUCACUCUUGUUUUUCGAGGCCGUAGCAUUCUUCGCCAACGCCUCGCGUGUCUCAUUGGUACUGCUGCCUGCAUCGGGUUCAGUGUACCCACAAGGACGGUGCGAAGGCCGUUGUCUCUGACUGACCGGCCAUCCUUGAAGUCCUCGAGGGAUCACUGACAUCGCCCGCUUUGGUGAUCCUCAAGACAGCCACCGCCACAAGGAUGACAGGGACAUAACAGAAGGCCCGCAUUGUCACUGCAGAGACACGGG